UAUAAAUACCCAAACAAAAACCCUUGUCAUAACUAUAAACCCUAUUCGAUUCUUUGCUUCUAUAAGCAUGGCUGCACCUUCAAGAAUAGAUUUUGACUAUGAUUUUGAAGUGCAAUACAAGGAACAUGUCGCCCAUCCAAACACACUCGCACUUGAAUUCUUCUUCUACGAUAUUAUUCGGACCUAUAUUUACUACCCACCUCACCAAAACAGAGAUCUUAGGCAACUCCCACGAGACCUAUAUCAAACCGGAAUAAACCUAACUGAUAUUCCCAUCGAUCAUUCAGUGGAUACUAAUCGGAAGGUGGUGACGGAGCAUGUGAUGCAAAUCUUGAAUGGUCGGAACAUUCCACAACACAUGCGGAAUAGGAUCCUGACAAGAGUCGGCCUUAAGAUUAGCGAGAUGGAUUUGAGUGCUUUGAGUUCAACAGGCAAUGCAAUUGAAGUUCAUAUUUAUGAGAUCAAAUGGGAAGGAUGGGAAUGUAACGGGGACGACCAAGAUGAAGACGAAGACGAAUACGAAGACGAAAUAAUGGCAGAGUUGGAGUCUAUGGGAGAUGUAGAUAUUCUUAAUAAUAAUAAGCGUACUGCUAAGAAAUCAUCUAUUGAAAAUUUGGAGAGAGUCGUGUUGAAUGAUAUUGAGGAUUCGUCGAAAAGCUGUGCGAUCUGUAUAAAAGAGAUCGUUGCAGGGAUCGAAGUGACUCGGAUGCCGUGUUCUCAUUUGUAUCAUAAGGAUUGCAUUGUGGAGUGGCUGGAGAAGUAUAGUCACUCUUGUCCGCUUUGCCGUUAUGAGAUGCCAGUAGAACAGUAGAGGUUUUAGGGGUUUACUUUGGUUGUUAUAUUCUGUCAUUGUAUUUUUGAUUUAUAAUUAGUAAAUGAUUAACUUUUUGAAA
Molecule: messenger RNA, 893 nt
Organism: Mercurialis annua (annual mercury)
Lineage: Eukaryota; Viridiplantae; Streptophyta; Magnoliopsida; Malpighiales; Euphorbiaceae
Product: E3 ubiquitin-protein ligase CIP8-like
Exons: 1
Coding region: 68-811 (247 amino acids)
Biological process (GO): protein ubiquitination
Cellular component (GO): cytoplasm
Molecular function (GO): ubiquitin protein ligase activity
Source: RefSeq, a predicted model, not a curated record